This is a messenger RNA of Physella acuta, 5433 nucleotides long. Its product is annotated as circadian locomoter output cycles protein kaput. NCBI's taxonomy places the organism in Eukaryota, Metazoa, Mollusca, Gastropoda, Physidae. Gene Ontology annotation, molecular function: DNA-binding transcription factor activity, RNA polymerase II-specific; RNA polymerase II cis-regulatory region sequence-specific DNA binding; protein dimerization activity. Gene Ontology annotation, biological process: regulation of transcription by RNA polymerase II; circadian regulation of gene expression. The record is from RefSeq and is a predicted model, not a curated record. Gene Ontology annotation, cellular component: CLOCK-BMAL transcription complex; cytoplasm; nucleus.
CGUUAGCAAGAAAAUUAUCUGGAACAAUAUGGUGGCUCUGACUACAAGUCAAACAACUACAUCAAGAUUUACGAUAAAAACAAUAUUCUCUCUGUUUUGUUUUCUCUGAUUAAAUUACACUGUUAAAAAUGAUGUGGAAAAUACCUUUCGGAUAAAUACUGUAGAUCUAUCAUCUUGGCAAUGAAUUACGGGAAAAAAAUUGUUUUAUUUCGACCUUCUAGUCGUAGUAUUGAAAGCGAAAGUGUCUUGAGCUUUGAUGAUCUUGAGGAUGAUGAAAAAGAUAAUGUUAAACGCAAGACCAGAAAUCUGAGUGAAAAGAAAAGGAGGGACCAGUUCAAUGUCCUCAUCAAUGAGCUUUGUUCUAUGGUGGCUGCCAACUGCAAAAAGAUGGACAAAUCCUCUGUGCUCAAGUCAGCCAUACAGUUCCUACGCAACCAUCAAGAAUUUUCUGUGCAGUCUGCUGCUUAUGAAAUCAAGGAAGAUUGGAAACCAACCUUUUUAUGUAAUGAAGAAUUUGCUCAACUGAUGUUAGAGGCUGUUGACAGUUUUCUGGUGGUCUUCACACAGCAGGGGAAAGUCGUGUUUACAUCUGACAGUGUCACCUCUUUGCUAGGUCAUCUACCUAGUGAUUUGAUUAACAACUCCCUGUAUGACUUGAUGCAUGAAGAUGACAGAAUCAAGUUGUUUAACUUACUGUCUAAACAACAAAGUGAGGAUACAAUAGCUUUUACCUGCCACCUGAGACGAGGAACCAUAGACCCAACUGAGUCGGUCACGUAUGAAUAUGUCAAAGUGUGUGGAACAUCCCAGUACAUUGGGGAUGUAGAAGAUGAGAGUAUGCUGUGUGAUGACUACAUUGGAAUAGACAUGCCAGAACAAGCCCUGUGCUUCUGCUGUACUGUCCGCCUGCAGACCUCCCACAUCAUCAGAGAGAUGUCUGGUGUUGAUGAAGCUACAAGUGAAUUUACUUCUCGACAUUCAUUAGAGUGGAAGUUUCUAUUUCUUGAUCACAGAGCCCCACCCAUCAUUGGCUACUUGCCCUUUGAAGUGCUGGGUACAUCAGGCUAUGACUACUACCAUCCAGAUGACCUUGAGGUUGUUUCAACAUGUCAUGAACAAUUGAUGCUGCUGGGGAAAGGAACGUCCAAGUUUUACAGAUUUUUGACCAAAGGCCAGCAAUGGAUUUGGCUACAGACCCGUUACUUUAUAACCUACCACCAGUGGAGCUCUAAACCUGAGUUUAUUGUCUGCACCAACACUGUUGUAGGAUAUAGCAGUGUAAGAAAGCAGCUACGCCAGGAUAUGGGAUAUGUUGAAGUGGAUCAGGCGUCAAAUGUCAACACUCAUGCAUCCAAUGUCAAUAAUCAGACAUCAAAUGCCAACACUGAGAGCACUGCCACAGUGCAGGAGACUCAGCAGGAAGCUCAUGUGACAUCUGUCAGCCAGUCAGAUAAAGUUGCCAGCAUUGUACAGUCGCCUGAUGUUGCUUCAAGUCAGCAUUCAGACAGUGAGUGCCCCCAACAGCCCCACUCCACCAAAAGAGAGAGCUGUACACGUGUCAACAGCCAGCUCCAGUCCCUGCUACAGCUCCACCUCCAGCGUUCAGGCCAGGCUAGCAUCUCUACUACAGCAGCCUUGACCCACUCACAGGGCACCACACUGGCCUCAUCCUCUGCCCAAACUAAGGUCAGCAGCAGCUGCAAGUCCACCGUGCCCAGCCCUGUCCAGCAAGUGAGUGUCGGACAUGCCAUGGCUAGUGUUGUUCCUGUCAUGGCUGCCAUCUCUACUAGUCUGGUCACUAUGACACCCAGCCACAGGCUACAGAGUUCAGCCCCGUCAAGUUGUCAGACAUCAGCUGUUGUGUCAUCUCCUCUCACCUCUGUGUCUCGUUCUGACCAAUCAUACCAGACAGGCCUGAUCCUAACACCAGCUCAACAGCUGCUGCACGAGCAGUUGGUCCACAAGUCUGAGCAGCUCCAGAGUGCCAUACAGAGGCAACAGGAGGAGCUCCGCCUCAUCAAAGAACAGCUGGCAUAUGCCCAAAAUACCAGCCAGAUGACCACUCACAGGCAGCAAACACACCAUCACCAACAGCAGCAACUGCAGCCACAACAGCAACAGUAUAUUCUACAGCAACAGCUUGGGCUAUCCCAACAGCCAAUGCUAUUGGCCCCUACAAGUACAUCCAGUCAACUGGCUAUGAUGGGGACCAGUGCCAACCAUAUUUUCUUGUCACCUGUGAGAGGCAUGGAUACACACCACCAACAGGUGCAACAGUUUCAGCAACAGCAGCUGCUGCUACAGCAGGAUGCAGGUCAGUCGGUGCUCCUGUCCAGUCCACAACUGAUGGCCUCUAGCAACAACCACAUCUUUCUGUCCCCCAUCAACAUGGAUCUACUGGGCACCCAGCAGCAGACGCCAGCCCUACAUUUCCUGGGGGUUGCAUGCACCACAGCAGAAACCAGCUCCAACAACCUUGACCUCUCAGAUUCUUGCUGAACUUUCUAACUUUGGUGUCCCAUUUGAACAGGUUAUUCAUUGUUCAUAUCUAAUUUACACUUUUUGUAGAAUGACAGAGCAAUGUUUGACAAAAGAAAUUGUGUGUGUGUAAUCUUACAUUGUGUGUGUGAUCGUACAUUGUGUUUGUGCGAGUGCUGCUGUUGAAAUGAUAAAAAAUCUUUUGUCAUCAUUCACAUGACCAGCUGGCACAGGUUUCAGUUACCUGGCUAAUUGUAUUUAAGCUCCUGUAUCACUUUUUUACUGGUGAUUUAUACUUCCAUACAUGCAUCCCAUUCUUUUCUUGUUUUAAAAAAAUUAGACUUUGUUUUGUGCAGAAAACUUUGCUUUGUUUGAGUUAGCACAGUGUCCAAAAAACUAAAUUCUUUUUGUCCCCUAAAGUUCCCUUAUUUUUUCUUGUACCGAAGCUCUACUGAUGGGAGAAAUGUUUUAAACUUUAAUUUGAAAUCUAGAAUAUAAAACUGUCAACCUCUAAUUUUGAAUCCUAGAUUUUAAAACUGUCAACCUCUAAUUUUGAAUCCUAGAUUUUAAAACUGUCAACCUCUAAUUUUGAAUCCUAGAUUUUAAAACUGUCAACCUCUAAUUUUGAAUCCUAGAUUUUAAAACUGUCAACCUCUAAUUUUGAAUCCUAGAUUUUAAAACUGUCAACCUCUAAUUUUGAAUCCUAGAUUUUAAAACUGUCAACCUCUAAUUUUGAAUCCUAGAUUUUAACACUGUCAACCUCUAAUUUUGAAUCCUAGAUUUUAAAACUGUCAACCUCUAAUUUUGAAUCCUAGAUUUUAACACACUAAUAAAGAUAUCCUCUAGAUGCAAGACAUAAUUGUGUGUUGAUGUGGAUGGAGGACAUUUUUUGUUUUUCACCUCAGUCUGCUGAAGACAUUUUUUGCUCAAGUUGUAGGGUUGUUGAGCUGAAGGUUUCUGUAGCUGUAUUCAAAUGUUGUUGUCAUUUUUUGGUGGUUUCCUCUUGUAUACAGCCUGUUUAAAAUUGAUGUUUUAUGACCUUGACCUCUAACCCUGUUGUGUAUAAAUUAUUUUCAGACCACUGCUGUUUGUUGUAAAUAUUUUCCCAAGACUAUAGACUUACAUUUUGACUUGGAUGCUUUGUAGAAGCCUUGAUUUGAUAUCUUGUGGUUGCUUGUAUUUGUUGUCGUCUUGUAUUUGUUGGUGUCUUGUAUUUGUUGAUGUCUUGUAUUUGAUGGUGUCUUGUAUUUGAUGGUGUCUUGUAUUUGUUGAUGUCUUGUAUUUGAUGGUGUCUUGUAUUUGUUGGUGUCUUGUAUUUGAUGAUGUCUUGUAUUUGAUGGUGUCUUGUAUUUGUUGGUGUCUUGUAUUUGAUGGUGUCUUGUAUUUGUUGAUGUCUUGUAUUUGUUGGUGUCUUGUAUUUGAUGGUGUCUUGUAUUUGAUGGUGUCUUGUAUUUGUUGGUGUCUUGUGAUUAUAGCUGUAAUUCACUCUACAACUAACACUAGACCAGUUAACUUCUGUACAUUCAUCCAAAAACCUUCAAGUUAAGUAUAAUUUUUUUUAGCUGGAAGGGGUGAAGAGGCCUGCUUGUAAAAAUACAAUAUAAUUGUAUACAAAUUAAUACACAUUGUAUUUUCAGGAAUACAAUAUUUAAAAGACCAAACUUUUAUAACUGCCUUUAAAUUUAAACAAAAUUGUAGGAAAGGUUUUUUUUUAUUUGGCGUACAUAAAUGAUAUAAAUGUUAGCUUGGAUAGUUGUUACUGCUUUUCCACUAAGCAAUUCUAUUUUAUACACCCCCCCCACACACACACACACAUAUAUAUAUAUAUAUAUAUAUAUAUAUAUAUAUAUAUAUAUAUAUAUAAAAUAUAUCUGUGUUUUGCAUAUAAAUUCCAUCAUAGGGAGCUCUAUUUGUAGUUAUGCAUACUAUUAAUACUAUCAUGAAGUUUUUUUAUGUCUGAAGAAAAUUCAUUUUUUAUUGUUGAUGAUUUCCGAUAUUGGAUUGUUUUUAUUGAUCGUUGUGAUAUUUUAUUUUGGUGUUGUGAUAUUGGAUGUUAUUUUUAUUGAUGUGUUGUGAUAAAUACUUUUGUUUGGUGUUUGAACAUUUUUGCUGUAGCAAGAGCUAUCUGAUGAGUGAUGUGAAUGGGCCAGUUCUCAACUGGCUGGGACCACACACACACACAUUUCUUGUAUACAAAUGUGCAAUAAAAAACUGGCAGCUAAGUGUUGCUGGUUAACUUAAAAAUGAAAGUAAAAGCUAAGCUAGACUUGUAUCAUGUGCUGUAAAUAAAAAUACUCGUACAGGGUCUGUUUUCACUUAGCAUGUGAGCUCCUAUCAUAACCUACCUUUGAUUGCUGUUCAUUUGUUUGACAUUUUGAUGUAUGAGCUGCUUAUUUGGAUGGAGGAGAAUGAAAACUUGUAGGUCCACUGGGCUGACAGAGGAAUACUAGUGUAAAGCUGCUUUCAUGCCCCCACCUCUUGUGCUCUGAUGUGAAGAUAUGAAGAAUAACUAGGUUUUGAACUAGGCUUGAACAGUGCACAGAAGUUUGUUUGUGUAGCUAUUGUAAGGCUUGAACAGUGCACAGAGGUUUGUUUGUGUAGCUAUUGUAAGGCUUGAACAGUGCACAGAGGUUUGUUUGUGUAGCUAUUGUAAGGAUUGAACAGUGCACAGAGGUUUGUUUGUGUAGCUAUUGUAAGGAUUGAACAGUGCACAGAGGUUUGUUUGUGUAGCUAUUGUAAGGCUUGAACAGUGCACAGAGGUUUGUUUGUGUAGCUAUUGUAAGGCUUGAACAGUGCACAGAGGUUUGUUUGUGUAGCUAUUGUAAGGCUUGAACAGUGCACAGAGGUUUGUUUGUGUAGCUAUUGUAAGGAUUGAACAUUCCACUUGUAUUGUAUCACUGUUGUACAAGAUGGCUGUUCAUGCAUAUUUGAAUAAAGCCUAGGCCUUAUCUCUAA